UAUGCCCUGAAGAUCUUAGAAAAACAGAAGAUCACCACCUUAAGGGAUGUUGAAAGGAUUUUGGUCGAGAAACGGGUCGCUCUCACAGCAGCUGUCCACCCCUUCACCGUGGAUCUACAUGCCACCUUCCAGUCAGACCACCAUCUCUUCUUCCUCAUGGAGUAUGUCGCUGGAGGCUGCUUAAGGACUCUCCUGGAGAGGGAACGUAAAUUUGGACAACGGAGGACUACGUUCUAUGCUGCGUGCACAGUGCUGGCCAUCUCCUAUUUGCACGAAAAUGGUAUCAUACACCGAGAUCUCAAGCCGGAAAACCUGCUCUUAGACAGCAACGGGUACAUCAAACUGGCUGAUUUCGGACUAUGCAAAGACGGAAUUGGCUAUGGGGACAGAACACGCAGCCUGACUGGAACCUAUGACUACAUGGCUCCCGAAGUCCUCUCCAGGCUGCCGUAUUCAAGAUCUGCAGAUUGGUGGUCUCUGGGCAUCGUGAUCUUCGAGAUGCUAGUCGGGGACCUACCAUGGAUGAGACCAUCUAUUGGCGUCGUCUGCCCAAAGUUCCUGGCUGAGGAUGCAGCUAUUUUAAUAUCAGGGCUUUUACAGUUGGACCCAUGGAUGCGGCUGGGCUCCAGCGAGGAAGAUGCAGGUGAACUAAUGUUUCAUCAUUUCUUUCGAGGCAUUGACUGGCUGGCUUUGGUACAGAGAAAAUUGCAGCCCCCAUUCAUACCGGAGGAUGUUGGACUUUCCGACGAUGGACCCUGUUAUGAACAUCUACUUCUAACACCUCCCUCCGAGGGUUCCUUGGCAAUAAGAAAAGAGAUCGCCGAUGCCUUUGGGAGCUUCGAUUAUUCCGCAAUAUAGAGCUGCGUGAUCAUCCUGCAACGCAAAAAUCAUUGCCAUCACCCGCGUUGACAGAAGAUUGGGGACACAUGAAAAACGGCACAUCAGGUUUCACAUCAGGUCAUCUUGCUUUCUGUUUCUCUUCCAUCCAGAGCAAUUAGCGGUACCCCUCCUCCUUCCACCAUAGCUCCACCAGCGGUGCCCCAUCUCCUGCUACCGUAGCUCCACCGGCGGUGCCCUCCCUUCCUACUAAAAUAUAGCAUCAUAAACAGGAGCGCACUUAAGCCACUCGGUAAACCCUGCAUUCCUUUUCACUCCAUCCCCCAAGUGUGCAGAAGCCGGGUCUGCAGGCUGCUGGGGCUCCAAUGGAAUGAAACGGAAUGCAGCAUUCACCGAGCUGCUUAACGGUGCUCAUGUUUAAGCUGCCAUAUUGCUUACCGUAAUUCCACCUGCGGUGCCUCCCUUUCCACCUAAAAUAUGGUUUCAUGGGCAGAUGCACCUAAGCCACUCGGUAGUCCCUGCAUUCCAUUUCACUCAAUCCCUCAGUGUGCAGAAGCCGGGUCUGCAAGCUGUCUGGGCUGCCAGUUCUCCAAUGGAAUGGAAUGGAAUGCAGCAUUCACCUAGCAGCUUAAUGGCGCUCAUGCGUAUGCUGCCAUAUUGCUUUCUUUUUCUUUUCCUUCAUUCCAAUUCCACCAGCAGUUGUCCCUCUUAUAUAGUAUCAUAAACUGGAGCACCAUUUAGCCACUCGGUAGACUCUGCAUUCCUUUCAACUCCAUCCCUCAGUGUGCAAAUGCCGGGGUGUGCAGGCUGCCUGGGUUCAAUGGAAUGGAUUGGAAUGCAGCAUUCAUCUAGCUGCUAAACGGUGCUCAUGUUUACGUA
This is a messenger RNA of Xenopus laevis (African clawed frog), 1716 nucleotides long. Its product is annotated as serine/threonine-protein kinase N2-like. The coding region runs from base 157 to 858 and encodes 233 amino acids. The record is from RefSeq and is a predicted model, not a curated record. NCBI's taxonomy places the organism in Eukaryota, Metazoa, Chordata, Amphibia, Anura, Pipidae. The transcript has 8 exons.